Diabrotica virgifera virgifera (western corn rootworm) is the source of this 2956-nucleotide messenger RNA. RefSeq names its product heat shock 70 kDa protein-like. The coding region runs from base 29 to 1906 and encodes 625 amino acids. Lineage: Eukaryota; Metazoa; Arthropoda; Insecta; Coleoptera; Chrysomelidae. Gene Ontology annotation, cellular component: cytoplasm. Gene Ontology annotation, molecular function: heat shock protein binding; misfolded protein binding; ATP hydrolysis activity. The record is from RefSeq and is a predicted model, not a curated record. The transcript has 3 exons. Gene Ontology annotation, biological process: protein refolding; cellular response to unfolded protein.
GACACACAAUCUUUAUGAUACGAGGUUUAUGAAUACUAUCACGAUAAAAUAUAGUGCGCAAUUUUUGUUUAAAAUGGCAGAAGGGUCUAAGAGUAUUUUUGAUGAUCCUCCCAUUGGUAUCGACUUAGGAACAACGUUUUCAUGUAUAGCAGUUUAUAGAAAGGACAAAGCAGAAAUUAUUCCUGACCAAAACGGUGACAGGCUUGUACCAUCUGUAGUUUUUUAUGAUCCAGAGAAUAGAAAUAGAAUAUUGGUAGGGAAAGCUGCUGAAGACGAGAGCCCGAGGCGCAUUGAAAACUGUAUAAGGGAUUCAAAACGCAUUAUUGGUCGAAAAUUUGAUGACUGUUUCGUUCAAGAAUACAUUUUCAGAGAAGAUGUUCAAUAUAAACUGGAAAAGGGACUCUACGACAAAGCUGUCUUUAAGGUCAAUAUUAAUAAUGAAAGUAUCACAAAGACCCCAGAGGAAGUCAGUGCUGAAAUAUUAAAGCAUCUUAAAGAAAUGGCUGAAGCAUUCUUAAACCAAAAAGUUUUUAAAGUGGUAAUAUCGGUACCAGCCAAUUUUAGUAACGCACAAAGAAAAGCCACAAAAAAAGCCGUUGACUUAGCGGGACUAAGUUUAAUUCGAUUUAUUUCAGAACCUUCAGCAGCAGGAAUACAUUAUGUUGGCGAUAAGCAUGUAGAAGGAAAUAUAAUGGUUUUUGAUUGGGGAGGUGGCACCUUAGAUGUUUCGUUGGUAACAGUUACAAACAAAACAUUUGAAGUACAAAUUGUUUACGGAGAUACAUCAUUGGGAGGAAGAGAUUUUGAUAAUCAACUAUUUCAACAUUUUCAUAAAAAACAUGUUGAAAAAGAACGGUCCAUUAAUAAAUUAAGGAAAGCUUGUAUCAAAUUAAAGAAGAAACUAUCAAAAAAUGAAGUUGCUCCUAUUUUUGUUGAUGGCUACGAUAACUACGAAGAUUAUGAAAUUACGUUAACAAAAGUAAAAUUUGAAAGUCUAAACAAAAAUCUUCUGGAUAGAGCAAUGAAUGUGAUAAUUAAUACUUUAGACCAAGCCUGUUUUAAAAAGAAUGAAAUAAAACGAGUCUUGUUAGUCGGAGGUACAACCAGGAUACCAAAAAUUAAGGAAAUGAUAAAGCAAUUUUUUAAUAAUAUGGAUCUAACAACAGAUCUUAAUCCAGAUGAAGCAGUAGCUGCAGGAGCAUCUCUUCACGCUUUUCGAUAUAAGUAUGACCAAGGAGGAGUCGAAUCGUUUGCAGUAAGUGAGGUUACACCUUUAUCUCUUGGACUAGAAACCUUAAACGGUCUCAUGCUGGUUUAUAUUCCGCGAAACAGUUCAUUACCUAUCACUAAAACUGGCACAUUGAUAACAAUCAUUAACAACCAAACCAUAAUGUCACUUCCUGUUUUUGAAGGAGAAAGAUUAAAUUGUUUAUACAAUAAUAAAUUAGGAGAAUUUGAUAUAACCGACCUACCUCCUAAAAAAACAGGCGAAGUUAAUGUUAAUAUCAGUUUUCAUUUGGACGAAGACGGAAUUCUUACUGUUAGUGCAACUGAGGAUUCGUCAGGUAAAGAGAAAAAACUUGUAGUUCUUAUGGAAGAGUUUCGACUUAGUAACAGAAAAGUUACAAUGUGCAUUGAAGAUGCACAGAAAACGAGAGAGGAAGAUGAAAUAUUCAAAGAAUUCUUAACGACUAAACAAAAAUUUAAAAAAUUUUGCAAUCAUAUUUUAUAUGACAUCAAGAAAAUAAAUAAUAUCGAGGAAGAGAAUGUGGUAAAACAGGAUUGUAAUAGUUUUUUAAAGAGCAUUUUAAAUUUAAACUUUAACGAAAUCGACGAACUAACAGAUUUAUAUGUUGCUUUGACUAAAAGGAUAAAACCUAUUUUAAAAAAACACGGCUUAAUGUAAUAUAAAUAUUUAUAGAUGGGAUUUUAAACUACAUAAUAUGGUAUAAUCUCAACAUUUUUAUCAAUUUAAUAAUUUGAAUAUAAUUUAAGUGAUCACCAUGUCGUAAUAAUAAUAGUAUCUAAGUACCUACGAGUCUAGUAUACCCUUGGUUUGAUAUAUUAUUUUUUUCCAUUCCAUUGUCUUGUCAGUUACUUUUUUUUAACAGUUUGUUACAACAAGCCUUCCCACACCUUUAACUUCGUUGCUCCAUCUUGACUUCGGUCUACCUAGAUUUUCAAGUGAACCCAUUCAUUGAAAAUGCCUCACCCAACCAUCAAUACUUUGCCCCUUAAUUACUGCUAGCAUGUAAGUUUCUUGAUAGAACUCCGUUAGCUCUUUAUUGGUUCUUCUUAUCCAUUGUAGAUUUAAGUAUUUUUCCAGCAAAUAUUUUCCACAGGAUUUUUCGCACCCAAAGCAACAAUCACUAUUGAUAUUUUUUUGUGAUGACCGGUAAAAUUUUUCUUCGUAUUCCUUCCUUACUGUUAGGUUCUUUUAUGAAGACAGUUGCUAUGUACUCAAAUCCUUCUCAAAACUUCUUUGAAUUUAUGCUGUUUUCUGUUUCUUGUAUUACCACUGUUAUAUUGCCCUCGAACUAAUUGUUUCGUUGUGCAUUACUUGUGACUACUUUCUAUUUGUAUCAGUUAAAUAUAAUCGUUUGGUGGCUGCCCAGUCUUAGAGUAUCAUAGCCGUUUCUAUCAAUUAUAUUUUGCUUCUAGACAGAUGACCAAGUCGUUUGCAAAUGCCUAGCGCUGAUGAUUUUAUGAUAGAUUAGACCUGUUCUAUUAAUAUUUACUGCCUGUAUAGCCUUUUCCAAUAUCACGCUAAACAUUAUACAUUUUACAUGAUACUUAUAGUGCAGUCACUGAAGGUGGAUAUGGGGUAUAUGGGGUGGAUAACAAAGGUGACAUGGUGCUAACUUGCGCUUUUACCCUGGGGGUGGAUGCUACCUCUUCUCGGGAGUGAAAAUUAUUUUCUUAAAAAUAACCCCAUACUUCGAUAGGGAGACGAAUU